This is a messenger RNA of Synchiropus splendidus (mandarinfish), 1520 nucleotides long. Its product is annotated as zinc finger protein 8. NCBI's taxonomy places the organism in Eukaryota, Metazoa, Chordata, Actinopteri, Syngnathiformes, Callionymidae. The coding region runs from base 59 to 1171 and encodes 370 amino acids. The transcript has 4 exons. Gene Ontology annotation, cellular component: nucleus. The record is from RefSeq and is a predicted model, not a curated record.
UCAUGGAAACAUAACAAGCUCACUAUUUAUUUUUUUCAUUUAACCCUCGUCGUCCACAAUGAUGUGCGAUCCUGCCAAACGCAAUUUCCGCUCCCAGCUGGCGUCUAUACUGGAGAAGCUAACCAAAGCUGCGUUGCUUGAAAUCGGGAAUCUGGCCGAUGAAUUCUCGUCCGUCCUUCACACCGAGAUAUCGCUGCACAAGUCGGAGAACGAGGCCCUGAAGAAGCGGUGCUACUCGCUGGAGGUCCAGCUGAGAGCCGCUCGGGAGGCGCAGCCCUUUCACGUCCACGGCAGCGGCGUCAACUUCCGAAGCCCGGCAGGACCUCAGCAAACAGCUCCGUCUAUUGAAGGGGUGUAUGGGAAGGACUGGUGCAUGGAUCUGUGGAGGGAUGAAAAGAGGAUCGCUUCCCAGAGGAAAGGUCCAACAGAGCCUGUUGCCACAACAAGCAUGGGAGCUCAGGUGUUGGACCUGAUGGAGAGAGAACCAGAUCUUAUUUUCGUCAAAGAGGAAAUAUAUGAUGAUCAACCCAUCGGGCCGCAGAUUGGGCUUCCAGACCUCAGAAAAAAUGAUGCGAUGUUUGAGGCGGGAAACAUGCUACACAGAACCCUCGACGAAGUGCAGCUUGCCUCAGAUGACUUCUCUGUUUCGGUCGACGGCUCCGCCCCGCAACGCUUGCAGCCAAAUAUUAUGGACAAGUUGAUCGAGGACGCGGCGUUGAACCACCUGGUGGACGCAACCAACCCUCCCUCUGUCAGCGGUGAAUACUUGGACUACACAAGCAACGCCCACAUGAACGCCAGCAAAGAACUGGUCGCCCAGCCCAAACCUGCGAUGCCCGUCAAACGCUUCCAGUGCUUGUUCUGUGGCAAAGUGUUCAACUACAUGAGCAGUUUAAAAGUCCACAUCAGGCGACACUCGGGCGAGAAGCCGUUCAGCUGCACCGUGUGCGGGAAGCGGUUCGCUCAGAAAACCUACCUGAAGCUUCACCAGCGGGUUCACUCCGGGGAGAAACCGUACAGUUGCCCUGGCUGUGGCAAAAGUUUCUCCCAAAAAAGCUCACUGAACAUCCACAUUCGCACUCACACUGGGGAGAAACCUUACAGCUGUGUGGACUGUGGGAAAUGCUACGCCUACAAGUACGGCUUGAAUCACCAUCAGUGUUUCACUUAACACUGCAAACCAAAAUGCUUACACUUCUUUCUCAUGUGUGCGGGAGCAUUAGUUUGUCUCUCAUUUGACUGUCACACAAUUCAUUUCUGCCUCGCCAGGUUAUUUAACAAGUGGUCACUGCCAUUAGUAGCAAGUCUGUAUACCUCAGAAUGUAUUUUCAUAUUGAAAAUGACAUUGAUUUUCCUUCAUUUGUCACAUGCAAACUGUUUAUUAUAUACCUCAUUUCUAAUGCCAAGAUCGAUAACAGUGUUUGCACACACAAAAACAUUAACUUUAUCUACCUCUUCAUCCCUAACUUGGUUAAACAAUGUGUGCCUCAUCACUUGGUGUUGGACCAGUUGAAAUAAAA